Vanrija pseudolonga is the source of this 1098-nucleotide messenger RNA. RefSeq lists its product as uncharacterized. The transcript has 2 exons. The record is from RefSeq and is a predicted model, not a curated record. NCBI's taxonomy places the organism in Eukaryota, Fungi, Basidiomycota, Tremellomycetes, Trichosporonales, Trichosporonaceae. The coding region runs from base 1 to 1098 and encodes 365 amino acids.
AUGCCUUCCUCCCCCGCGUCCUCUGUCCUCGUCACCCCGCGCACCAGUGGCCGUGUGCGCCAGCCGGCCAAGGUGUUUGGCAACAUGGUCAACUCGGACGACAUCUCGGACUCGGAAGCCGAGGACGACUACGACGACCCGUCGUCGGACGACGACUUUGGCCUCGUGGGCCGCUGCCAGGGAGACGACGAUGACGACGGCGAGGAAGGUGCCGAGGAAGGCAGUCUCUCGGAUGACGGCAAGGUGAAGAGCAAGCACAAGUCGGCCCCCAAGGCGCCCAAGAUGCCCAAAGCCCCCAAGGGUGGCAAGGCUGUCAAGAAGGCCGCGAGCAAGACGUCCACGACCCCCAAGAGCAAGGCGGAGCCGAAGGCCAAGGCGUCGCCCACCAAGUCCGCGACGAGCAAGCCGCCCGUGACCCCCAAGCCGUCGUCAACCAAGCCCAAGGUGCCCGCCACGCCGACCAAGACCAAGGCGACGGCGACGUCCAAGGUGCUCCUCCCCACCCCGCUUGCGGGCAAUGCCAAGGCCUCACCAGCUAUGCCCAAGCCCGCUGCCACCAAGCCGGGCCUCCUCAAGCCCAAGUUCCAGCCGCCCGUCAAGAAGACUGGCGUGGUGGCCGUCAAGCCGGCGGCGGGCGUCAAGCCCAAGCCCAAGGCCGCGUCUGCGGGGAAGAAGUCUGCGAAGAAGGCUGCCCCUGUGGAUGAGGAGGACGAGGGGGAUGAGGGAGAGAAGGACGAGGAGGAGGUUGAGGAGAAGGGCGCGCAGGAGGACGAGAAGGACGAGGAGAAGGACGAGGAGAAGGACGCGGAGAAGGACGAGGAGAAGGACGAGGAGAAGGAGGAUGGCGAGAAGGAUGGCGACAAGAUGGAGGUGGAGGAGAAGGACGACGAGGAGAAGGACGAGACGACCGCGGACGGCAACUCCAGCGACGCCGAGGAGGAGGAGGAGAAGACGAAGACGAAGACGAAGACGAAGAAGAGCCAGCCGAGCAAGGAGACCAAGGGGAAGAAGCGCGCCGCUCCCGCUCCCAAGAAGCCGACCAAGGCCAAGAAGCCCCGAGUGGUCGCUGCCACUUCGUCCGACGAGGAGGACGCGUAG